Molecule: messenger RNA, 8359 nt
Organism: Nannochloropsis gaditana CCMP526
Product: bromodomain containing protein
Exons: 1
Molecular function (GO): protein binding
Source: RefSeq, a predicted model, not a curated record
CAAGCAGGUAUUGUCAUUUUAUGAUAGACGACAGCUCGGACGACGAAGGGUCGCGGCGGGUCCACGAAGAGGAAAGGUCAGUGGAGGCCCCACGUGGGACAGGACAUGCCAAGCAAGUAGGUGCCGUCACCACAAACGGGUCAUCGAAACCGAAAGCCUUGAGUAUGGCGUCCGAACUGUUCGAUGACGAAUUGGAACAUUUUAAAGGAGGGAACAUUGCGUCCGACAGUCCGACCUCCCAUUCGAAAGCUGCUGUGGCCUCUCCAACCUGCCGGAGCACGUGGGGAAGCGACAUCAAAAAAUCUUCUCCGACUUCACGGAACCGAAUGGAGGGGUCCGCUGGCAAGGAAGUUGAUGAUCGGGAUUCGGAAGCGGGGAAAAACGAAGAAACGCAGCGCCUUGUCUCCGCCCAAGGUGCUGUUAUCUCAGAGAAUGGACAAGCUCGUGGGAGUUAUCACUCUGCGACCCAAACAGUGAAGCGUGUUGCGAGUGAUAGGAGCAACAGAAAUAUCACCCCAGAGAGUAUUUCACCAGAAGAUUUUCAGGCGUGUAAAAAGAUGAAAAAGCAGAUGAAAGCGGAAAAAGAUGUAUCGCCUAUCAUCCAGGAUACUGUGAAGUCGAAAGCCAACAGAAAGUCAUCGCCGGUCAACGGAUCUAAACAUAAUGAUGAUGCUGCAGGUGCACCCUCUCAAGUCUGUGGCGUGAAAAAAAGUUUAGCCGCCCGCAAGAGGAAGAAGGCUACUGUAGCCCCCGAAAUGGAGAAGGAAAUUCGAAAAAUGGUGCGCCUGGAGGUUCAGAAGAAGCGGAGCGAUGCGAAGAACAAGGUUUUGAAUAAGUUUAAAAAAGAGCUCCCCUGGCUUCGCGAGCGCUCAAUAUUUUCACAGCCAGCUACAAAUGAUGAGGCGGACAGAGUCAAAGAUAUCGACUUGCCCCGACUCACGCCUCCUUCGCCGUCGACGCCUUCUGCGCUUUCGGCGUUGCCAGGAUUGCAACGAGCCAAACUCAUAUCGUGCAGCAACUUCAUCUACACUUUUGCGCGGCCUCUAGGCUUGCUGGCAGUCCCGACAUUACCCGAGCUGGCUCAGGCGCUCCUGGCCCUGGACCAGCCGGAGGAGGCGGGAUGCCCACUUGCGGAGGCGGAGGGCCGCAAGAAGGAGGCGGCGCGGCUGAUCGAAGACUUGUGCAUAGCCUUGGUGCGGGCCGUGACUCCUGACGUCGAAUAUGUGUUGGGGCUCAAGAGCGGCCAUACGGGUGACCUGAUGGAAGAAGUCUGCUCAAGCAAGAGUGGCUUGAUAAUGCCGUUGAACAAAUUGACGUGGAAGGAGAUAGCACGCCUGAGCUUGGUGAUGUUCAUAUAUUCCUACCUCGGAUUCUCAGACAAGGACAUCGCAGAAUGUAUGAGAGGUCGCAUAAAUCCACGCCGUAACAAGGUGACUCUCAAACUUCUUAAAGCUCGUCUGGAACGCCGCGCAGCAUUGGCGGUUGGGAAACGCUCGUUAAAGUCGUCAAGCAAGGAUGGGUUUGACGCGAAUAAUGCGGCGGAAAAUACGAUUUAUUCAUCCACGAGAGAAGGAUAUCAGGAGGUAGGAGAUACAGAGAAUGGUCAUGUUGGGAUUCACAAAGACAGUGAAAGGCUUGGGCGGGAAGAGUCUGGGGAUAUCAGCAUCUGCUCUACCUCAUGCGGCGCACGAAAGGAAGCGGCGACCGCCCCGAACGGAGGUGGAAAGGACCAUGCUCGGAAGGCUAAUUCUUCAGACGUUCAAUUCUCCGAUCGCACUAAAACGAAUGAUGAAGAUACACUUGCUGAAACUGCCGAAGACAAAAAGCCAAGUGUCACUCCGACCUCGGCAGGGGCAGAAAAAGAGAGACUUGAGGACACCAAGUCGGAUGGAGAGGAGGAAAAAGCUGUUGAUGAAGAAGAUGAGGAAGAGGAAGAAGAAGAAGAGAUGGCCGUAGAGAUGUCUCGGGAGUUAGACGCCAUUCUGGAAGAAGCUUGUCGGUCUGAGCAAGAGAGACGCGUUGCAUGCCUUUUAAAACGUCUCCUUCAGCAUUCAUGCUCCGAAAGGGUCGGUACUGAGGGGACGGAGGACCCUGAUAUUGAAAGCAGUCUGUCCGAUUACGUUCUGAAUGUGUGGGAGCCGCUUACCGUGGCAACCUUGAUUCUCAAAUUGAAGAGAGGGAGUUAUUCUGCGGAUGGUACUGAGGCUGGGGGAUUGCUGGAGCUCGUGCAGGACGUGGAAUUACUUUGCCGGAAUUCAUGGGCUUGCAACAUUGAGGAUUCUGAAGCCUGGGGAGCCGCAGAGAAAUUUCAUGCAAUAUUUGAUCGUCUUUUACAAGCUUGGGUUUUGGAGCAGGCGCCUGAAAAGCGUCUCUCCGUGGAUGAGAUGCGCGGUCUCUGUCAGGAUUUGGUGGAGCCUUGCUCAGCCUGCCGUCAACCUCUCUCUCGCCACACCGCCAAAGUUAUCUGCUGCCGCUGCGCACUUACGUUACACCCAGAUUGCCACCGGUCCUUAACCUAUCAAGACGAAAAUCGCGCAGAUGUGGGGGUAGAUAUAGAGACAGAUCUGUGGCACUGCACGGAAUGCCUUGAUUUUCGGGUGCGUCGUGAGGCCUAUCCUGCCUUGGGGUUCGACGAGGAAGAUAAACAGGGAGAUCUUCUUCCUCAGGAUUACGUGGAGGCGACAGAUCACUUAAGCGCACAAUCCCGAGAUAUGCUGCUGUGGCUCCGCAUGGUAGUCGGGGAGUGGGGGCCCGGGAUGUCCUUCCCGCCGUUGUUAGACGUGACAGUGAGCCGGACGGCCCUCGGAAAGAUCAAGGCUGAUCCUGAUUUGCUAGGGAUAUGGGCAGCUCUUGCGCUGCUAGGGGGGCGGGUUUCAGACGCUCACAAAGAAAUCGACGCGUGUAAAAAGGCUACGGAAAUGACAGAGGCGGGACACCAGCUCUUGAUACUGGAUUCACUUUGCCAAGCUGCCUCUACGCAUUCAGGCAUAAUUAGGUCGUUUUUGGAAAGGCAAGAUCAAAAGCUGGCAGCGUUACGUAAGCGGCCACCUAAGGAAGAGGAAGAAUUACGAAAAGAGCUGCAAGACAUCGGAGGUGAUGCGGCGGUUUUGGCGUGGAAAGAUCCUAUGACAGAAGAGUACAUGGCGGAGGAAGCAGCAGCAGCUGCUGUUGAGGAGGGCGAAGAGGGAGACGACGAGGAUGGCGAGAACGGGGAAGACCAAGGUGAAGAGGAGACAGCCGUCUGUUGUGAAUGCAAGGCUACCACAAAGGACGUUGAUGAUUCUCAAGUUGUCCUCUGUGAAAGCUGCCCCACAGAGAUCCACCUUAGGUGCCUAAAUCCAAAUUUGACUGAGGCGCCAGAAAAAGAAUGGUUCUGUCGCGUAUGCAAGGCCAAAAAGAGGGAGAUUAAUAAGCAACGUCAGCGCCAACGAUUUGUGGUGAAGGCUGUUGACGUGGACGAUCUUCUUGAAGGCCAACGCUUGGCUAUCGAGAAUGCGCUGUUGGAAGAUUUCGUGGAGGAGAAAAUCCAGGAGCGCCUGACGUCAGAUGAGAAAAAGAAAAAAGAGAAAAAGACAGUGGGGUCAUCUGGAACGCAAGAAGCUGCUUUUGUGCUUCCAGGUGGCUCCGGCGUGUUCAAGCAAGGUGAGGAGCAGAGGAGAAGUGCUGGGGAUGCAGCCAAAGUAAAGGAGCAAGUGCAAGAGAAAGGGAGCUUCAUUUCCACAAGCUCAGCGACCCCUUCGAGCACUUCUGAAGGUUCAUUACGUAUUCGCAAAGCCAUGCGGCUCAAAUGUGAGUACUGCGGUUACGGGGAGAUGGAGGUGUGCAGUCCGUUGGUGCUCGGCCAAACGCUUGCGGAGACGGAACAGUACGUGGCAUUGGAGCCAGCGAAAGACCCAUGGAUCUCAGAGAACUUGCGAAAGCGAAACCCAAACAGAGAAUUAGAGGUGACAAAGAAAUCGAAAUCUUCUUCCGAGUCAUCAGAUGGAAAAGGAGUGGCGGACAUUGUGACAAGUGAGAGCGUCUCACGUGGAAAAAAUGAGCAGAGUUUUUUUGCGGAGAAAAUUGGCCAAAAACAGGGGCACGAUGGAGGUGACGGAGAAAGUAUGUCACAGUCAGGUCAACUUAAUGCAGCCAGGGCUGCCGAUUUGUCCACAAUAUCCGCCCCACCCGCGGUGGCUCCCUAUUUUCCGCGGAUAGACACUGCGGAAAGUCGUCGAUUUCCUUUCUCAGCGCAUUGCCCCAUCGUUCACGAACGUUGUGCGAUUCAAAUGCUGGCAUUCCGCGCGCGUGCUUUACACGAUCAGAAGCUCCAGGGACAAAGCAUUGCAGCAAGUGACGACCAAGUGGCGUGUCAGCAAGGCACUGAGGGACACGGAGUCGACAAAAAUAGAAAAAAUGCUGUACAACAAAUGAAUAAGAAGGACCCAAGGGCCGUUAUAGAAGCAGCGUUGAGAAUAAGUGGAACACGCACCUACUCCCUAGGUCAAGACCGCCACGGUCGUUGCUAUUGGAAGAUUCCUGGAGACGAAAUGCGCCUAUACGUGUGGGUUCGGCCAGAGGAAGGCGACGCGCAGGUGAAAGGGACGGAUCCACAGCUGCCUUUGCAGGGGGGGGCAGAAGGGAUGGCUUCUGUUGGGCCUGGAACUUGGCUCUGUUAUCAGGACAGCGAAGACAUUCGUCGUCUUGCUGAUUAUCUGGACACGCGUCACUCCAAAGAAGGGCGCCUUCGAGAAGCAAUUGAAGCUGAGUUGCUAGGUGAGCCCAAGGUUAGGGUUCCGAGGGAUGAUUCGAUGUUUGUGCGAAACCCCUCUGGAGACUCUGGAGGCCCAAAACUGGACGGUUUGGAAGAGGGGCUUGUCGAAGGCGCAGGAUUCGAUGACGAUGCCAAGACCGUAUCAACAGAUGGUGUAGAGGAAGGAGGUGGAGAGCAGGCAAUGGAGACGAAAAAAGUCUCGAGGCCGGUCGCUUUGAAAUUUUGGGAAGAGAAAAACCAAUCUCCGGUUCCUUCGGAGGUAUUGGACAUAGAAGUCGACCCUGAUAUUUGGGGUGAUUCGUUGGAGCGCAAAGCGGCCGUGCGAAAAACUCGCAAGUACCAUGCAGUUGUUCUGGUGGACGCGGAAGAUAAGGUCUGGGAGGGUCGAAAUCUUGGGGUGAGAUUCCAAAUUUUCAAGGGUGGGGAGGAGGUUGAGGAGUCUAGCACCCCGCGGGCGCACAAGGACCAUAUUUUUUGGUUCAACGUGUACGAAUUUCUUCUGCCUGGUUUAUACACUUUGCGCUACACGGUGGAUACGUUCAGCCGGGAAAUCAAGCCACUUUGUCUACGAGUUGAAGUGCGGGCACGGCGAGCGGCGACUUCCGUGCGAUCGGUUCUCAACAGCCACUUGAGCUUUUUGAAUAUUUCACGGGGCGGUCGUUACAGCUUACGGCAGUCGGUUGAACUAGACAUCCCAGAAGAUGCUGAUGAGGUAGUAGGUUUGCGCAUUGCCUUGCUUCAGCUCAAAGAAACCUUGCCAAAUGGAGCGCUUCUCGAGAGCCCUGAGGACUUGGGUGGCAGCAUUGCUCAUUUGGGCGGUGGAGGCAGUACUAAUAUCCAUGCGGGUGACGGAGAGGUAGGGCCUGUUCGAGCGCCUGUUUGCUAUUGGACGGAGGCGCUUCAAGCACAGUGGAUAAACCAUUUGAUGGAGGCAGAGACACCCCACGAGGUAAUGGAGGGGCUUCUGCUUCUGGAAUCAUGCUUGCAUCCGGAAUGGCUCAAGCCUUGGUUCCAUCCUCUCCGCCGAUCUUAUGCUGCAACCUCUUCCCAUUUGUUGCGCUUGGGUACUACUGCCGCGGCAGCCGCAUUUCAUCUCUUCAUUUUGGACAAAGCAAUCUUGUACGACAAAGAAAGAAAGGUGCCUCGUAAAAGUCGAGGCCAGUCAGCCAGAAGCAGAGGGUUCCAUUCCACUCAACGCUCUGUCUUGGAAGGAGAAAGUGAUGAAGAAGACGAUGAUGAAGAAGAGACCGAGAGCGAGGAGGAUUGUGACUCGGACGACAACGGCGGCCGUAAGCGUCUGAGGUCCCGCAAACACAAAAAACGGUUGGCCACAGGUUCCUCAUCUUCUCAUGUCCGUGGCGUCAAACACCCACAACGGUCAUCAUUUCGUAAACGGGCUGUUGUCUCGUACAAAGAAGCGGGAGACAACGACAUAUUCGACGAGGAGUCUGACGAAGGCUCGUCUAUUUCAACGAGAGAGUCAGGAGCCCAGAGCAAUGGAGGUAGCAGGACCAGGCCCAGAACAGGCGCCGUGUUGCCAAUUGCGUCUGAUGAUGAAUUUUCGAAAGAGUGUUUGGCCUUGUUGCGGCAGCUCAAAAGUCAUCCCUCGGCAGGACCUUUUAUAGAAGACGUCGGUGACAAUGUUCCAGGGUACAGUACCAUCGUACCUUUUCCAGUGAGUUUGACAACCUUAGAAGCGCGAGUCAGGCGUCAAGUGUAUGGUACUUCUUUGGAGAAAUUUUCGGAUGAUGUGGGGCGCUUGUGGGAAAACAGCGUCCUCUACAAUGGGGAAGAUCACGCGGUGACACGAAUGGCGCUGCAACUCAAGGUCCGUUUUGAGGCAUGGCACCGCGAUAUGAAGCCACGACUAAGGGCUUAAGACAGAGCAAGCGAAUUCGAGUCGCUGGUACAGUGAUACGUUCGAGAGAGAGAAUGAUUCCAAAUAGGCUGAGGCGGCUCUUUCGAUUGAGGGAGGAUGCGUGGAAGUGACGAGCAAUUGCUCCAGCAGAGAAUAGGCGAACAGCGGCGAGUGGCCGUGUGGUGGAGUAAUUGUCUUAAUAGAAAAGCGUGAACGCCAAAAGCAAUUGAACGUGUAGCGACAGAAAACCUCUUUGUGUACGUAGCUGGCGGCGUAGCUUUGUUUAUGCUUCUCCCUCGGCGAUUCUUUCAUAUCACGAAGACGUCAGGGGUACUUUUGAGGCUCAGGUGAAUUCUCAACAGGAACCUUGGCCAGCAUGAAGCUCAGAUCAGGGAGAUAUAUCUCCGAAAGCACGGCUGUAGCCUUUUCAGAAAGGGUUUCAUAGCCAAGCAUCAAAUUCUCUCGGGAUGUAUGUUUCGAGUGAAAGGGCUCCUCUCGAGUUUCGUUCUCACAUUCAACGCAGUCCCCUGCGAUUUCUUGCUCUUCCACGAUCCUUGUACCGCCACGAUAAUCAUCCAUAACUUGGUCUUGCAUAUUUUUUUCAAAAUCUCUCUGCUUCUCUCUGAAGAACUUAUCGCCCUCGUGUCUCAUUCUCUCUGUGACCGGUGCAUGCUUACGUGAUAAUGAACCUCCUGGCGCUAAAGUUCGUGGUUGAGCACUCGCAACAUCUACUAUUGGUAGAAUUUCCCCCGGCUCUUCUUUAUUCAUGCUUUCCACGUUUUCAUGAAGAUUAGCUUUUUCAGAUAGCCGCGUGAAAGGAAGACAAUGGAAAGAGCACCUGGCUUGCGAAUGCAGAAUCUUGCACAAGACAGCGUCGAACCAAAAGCACGUUCUCGCAUUCUUCCACUUCAUCUGAUUUAAUGCAAACAGUCCAUUAAUGUCCACUGCCUCGAGUUCAUGAAUCGCGCGAUGCGCCUGGUGUUUGUUGGCAGCCAUCGUCAAGGGCGUCAAAUCGCCAGAGGCAUGAAAGAAAGAUCGACACGAAGAUUUGUAGGACUUCGCACGCUUUUCUGAGCUCCGUUGUGAGGAUAGACAACUUUCAAAGGAAUUUCCCGAUAUGGCAGGCUUCGGGUCCUGCCUUAUAGACGUAUAGUCAUCUGAGAGAACGACUGGCCCAGCGAAAUCGCCGAAGUCAUCGUUUGGUUCCCCCUCUUCGAAGAAACUAUCGAACAAAGGGCGUCUUGAUGUGGAAAAAUUACGUCUUACUCCAAUUGACUCAUCACAAGGGCCCAAAGCUCUUUGUGGUUUUGAAUCGGUCAAUGAAUGGUACUGACGGGCAGCUUUUGCAUCAUGGUGACCAUGGGGUUGACAUUCAUCCUCUUCAGCCGCGACAAUUGGCUGGACGCUCCUGCCAAUUCUUUUCUUGUUUACAUUCGCUGUUACUUUUCGAGCCCUCGCAAUUUCCUUUUGAAGCUCUGCAUCCGUCUCGACAACGGUUGAAAUAUGCGCUAACCCCGGCUCCCCAAUUCGCAUUGGUAGGGGCUCAUACGUUUCAGCGCCGAUCCUUGCCUGCUCUCCUGAAGAUUGACGGCAUUGCAUAGCUUCCAAGCUAGCAUCAUUGACUUCAUUAUCAGUAACUUGCAAAGAAUCAAAUGCAGAUAGUGUAGACUGGGUCGUCCACGGUUCCUCAUGCGCAGAUCCGGGACUCUGAGGCUUGUUUCCUUCCUCCUCAACCAUUCCUGUUGACU